This is a messenger RNA of Cornus florida, 1151 nucleotides long. RefSeq lists its product as uncharacterized. NCBI's taxonomy places the organism in Eukaryota, Viridiplantae, Streptophyta, Magnoliopsida, Cornales, Cornaceae. The record is from RefSeq and is a predicted model, not a curated record. The transcript is spliced from 2 exons. Gene Ontology annotation, cellular component: nucleus. Bases 389 to 919 code for a protein of 176 amino acids. Gene Ontology annotation, molecular function: DNA-binding transcription factor activity; transcription cis-regulatory region binding.
UGGAAAGAAUUGAAAUGUAAAUAUCGCCUCCCUAAAUUUAAAACUAAUAAUUAUAAUUUUUAAAUUAUAAAAAUACCCCUAUUAAGUGGGUCUUCUUCCUCUCAGACUCUGAGUCAACCCAGUUCGUCCCCGAUUUGCUUAAAGAGAGAAUGCGAUGGCGAGCUUGGAGCAAAGACGGCUGGGUAAAUCCACUUUGAUUUUUCUCUAAGACAAUACCCUAAAUCGUAGUGAGAGAUGAGUGAAAAAAACAGCGAUUAGUGAGAGGCGGCGGUGCUAGCGACAGUUAGAGUCGCGAUUCCGGCGGCGGCAGCGGCGGCGGCGGCGGCCAAUGAACGGCGGUGAUGUGUGGCCGGAAACGGCUCCGUAGAGGAACAGAUCUGACUCGAACAUGUUUAUUGUCACCUACACGGCUGAGCACAACCACCCCAUGCCGACUCACCGGAAUUCACUCGCCGGGAGCACCCGCCAGAAGCCGGUCACACCCCAAAAGGCCACCGGCGGUGAUACUAACAAACCCAGUUGCUCCUCCCCUGUUUCGCCGGCCAGUCUCUCUCCGACGAACGAAAAGGUUGAUAGCAGGGAAGACUUGAUGCUGGAAGUUGAUGAAGAUCGCGUGUGUGAUCUAAAGCUGUAUUUCUUGUAUAUUUUUUGUCUUUCAAUGGCUUCCUCUGUGUCACGCCCACCAACACCAUUAACAUUCCUUCAUAAAAGAACCCAUUUCAGAGUCUCACCCAACCAAAUUGUCCCUUCCAUUCUUCAGAAGAAACAACUACAAUUCAAGUCAAAGCCAUGUAUGACAUUUGGAGCUUCUAAUGUUUGCUGCUUUAUGGGGAAGCUAAAGCUGCUCAGGCUACUGCGGAUUCCAUUAGAGAUUUGGUCUCAAGAUUGCGUCGUCCUUGCGGAGCCCGGGAUGGCCUGAUGAGGCUGUUGUGUUUGCCCUAGCUACACUCCCUGUGAUUGAGCUUUGUGGUGCUGUUCCUGUGGUUACUGGUUGCAACUCAAGCCCACAUUCCCAACUGUCUACUCUGUUCUUGGGUUGGUCUAAAUGACUCAACUCUCACUCCUGAUCUUGUUCGAGUUUGUUAGAGGCUAUUUUAGUCAUCGAGAUUGUUUUUCAAAUUUAAUAUUAAAUUAUAAGGUUAAUUUUGUCA